This is a messenger RNA of Brassica oleracea var. oleracea, 1947 nucleotides long. RefSeq lists its product as uncharacterized. The coding region runs from base 1 to 1947 and encodes 648 amino acids. The transcript has 2 exons. The record is from RefSeq and is a predicted model, not a curated record. Lineage: Eukaryota; Viridiplantae; Streptophyta; Magnoliopsida; Brassicales; Brassicaceae.
AUGUCUACAACGCUCUCAAAUCUUCAUGGUAACUUAACACAAGAACAGGAAGAAGAAGAGGAUGACCUUGUCAUCUUACCAAACGUCGAUAACUCCGAGCUGAUUGCUCAAUUCAAACUCAGUCUGGUAGGAAGAAUCUUCAAUACUGAACGCCGCAGCGUCAAGGCUCUCAUCUCUCUACUCCCUCGACCUAACAUUUGGGAUGUGGAGGGAAGGGUUAGAGGACUGGAUCUAGGAAACCACAGAUUUCAGUUUGAUUUUGAAUCAGAGGCUGACCUCGUUAAAGUCUUAAACAAGAGGCCAUGCCAUUUCAACAAAUGGGCCUUUGCUUUGGAACGGUGGAUUCCUCAUGUCGGUGACACCUUUCCUAAUACCAUGACUUUCUGGAUCAGUGUCAGCGGCAUCCCAACACACUUCUGGAUGGAUCCUAUUUUCGAUUCCCUGGGCGGAAGGCUUGGCAAUGUGGGGCUUAUUGAUGCUAGAGCCGCUAAAGUUCAAGUUGAAAUAAACAUGGAUCGUCCUCUAAGAUUUGCUCUCCGAGCCCAGCUGCCCACGGGUGAGAUCGUCCCGGUAAAGCUUGUUUACUCUAACCUCCAUCGCUACUGUAGGCACUGUCGCCAUGUUUCUCAUGAGGUGGAGUCUUGCCCACAACUCUCUGAAGCUGAAAGAACAGAGAAAAGCUCAAGAUUGGAGGAAGAUAGGGACCUUCCAAAUUUUAACAGAAUUGAUGCUCAAAGAAAGGGAGAGACCUCGAAGCGACCCUUACCUCAACAGUUCAAAGACAGACGCAGUGGGGAGGACACUCACAGGGACACCCGAGAUAGCGUUUGGAAACGCAUUGACUCUCGGUAUGAUCCACGAGUUGACCCUCGCCCAUCCUCCAAAUAUGAUCACCGACAUGAUAGCAAACAUGUUGAUCGUCAAAGGGAUCCUCCUAUCCGUGACUCCUAUAAUAAACGAAGAUAUGAUGAGUCUUUUCUCUCAAGUAAACAAAGAGAGGCAUCACGCAGGGAGAGAGACAAAGGAAAGGACAGAGAAAUCUCACCUAGCAAGAUCGACACUCGGGAUUUGGCAAAGGAAUUUACUCGUGAACCCCUUGCUGUUGCAGCUCCCCCCCCAGCGAUCAGUGCCAGUGCCCAUUCCCACGAUGAAGAUAAGGUUUCAGACGAGGGAAGCUCUGCUAGGAAAAGCUUAAACUUUGAAGCUCCUUCAAACCCACCUUCUGUCAAUCUACCUAUCACACUGGCCCAAGAGACAUCAAUCAAGGAAACUCGUAAAAGCUGGUAUGAAUUGACACUAGAAGAGGAGGGUUCUAUGACUGAAGAAGCGAUGAACUCAAAAGCCCCCCCACUGAUUUCAAACAAUAGUACAUUACCACUAACUGAGAGAAUCCUGGAAGAAGAAGACUGGUUGGAUGAUGGGAAUGACUUUGGGGAUGUAGAUGGCAACGAAUUUGAAGAAGAAGAUAUUGAUUUGAUGGAGGAGGAUGACCUACUUGGUGAGGAGCUAUGGAUUGAGAACGAGAAGCAUCUCCAAAUUGAUGAUUCUGGAAUCGUAAGGGCUGAAGGAGGAACAAAUCUAGAUAUCACAGACGGCUCUGGCUCUGGAUCGGGCAAGGUGGUUGAUUCCACUGUCGACUCUGAGGAAAAAACACCUACGAAAGGGGCCAGUUUUUCAUCAGAUCAUGUCUCAGGUUCAUCGGCGUCUGUGAAGAAAAAGAGAGGGUCGCGUAGUCCGUCGACCUUUGGAGUUUCGCUAAGACAGCGCAAUCUCAAAGCUGGGCUUGGAUCUCCAAAGUUCCUCUCAGCAGGCUCUGGGCCAAAUGGAUCAAAAGCAAAACAAUCAGGCCCAUCUCCCUCAACUAAUCAGAGAAAAGCCCGAGACGCAGCAUCGCUCAAGAACACUAACUCUAAAGUGGCAAGUGGAAGGCCACCGAAAGUCCCGUGA